AGGUUAGCAACUUAGAAUAGCGAGCAUUAUCCUAUAUCUUAUGUUGAUAAUGGACUAAUUAUAUAAGGGGUCUGUUAUCUUCUGGUAGGUUAGAAAUAGCAAAAAUAAAUCUACCUAGUAUCUUAAUCCAUCUUUACCCUCCUUCUGACUAAAAAUGUCUGAGGCCCCAACAACACCAAUUACAGAAAAGGAGCCUUCUUCAGCCAUUUCAGCUCAGCAGCAACAAGUGCGCACUGAAACCGCUAAUGGGUCUUCCUCAUCAUCCCUCACCUCCACUACCAAGGUUUAUCCUCCGGCCACGGCUAAGUAUGAGGAAGUCGUUCAAAGCUCUGACCUUUUCUGGGAAAAGCUCAAGGAGUUUCACGAUUCUUUCAGAACCAAAUUCGUGAUACCUACCGUAGGAGGAAAAGCUCUGGAUCUACAUCUCCUUUUUGUGGAAGUCACAUCUCGUGGUGGACUUGAAAAGGUGAUUAGAGAUCGCAAAUGGAAGGAAGUGAUUGUGGUCUUCAAUUUCCCAACAACAAUUACCAGCGCUUCAUUUGUCUUGCGGAAGUACUAUUCAUCUUUGCUCUAUCACUUUGAGCAGGCCUAUUAUUUCCACAAAGAAGUUUUUAGCAUCCCAGUGCUUGAACCUCUUAGCAGGAACCUUUUGAAUGGGUCAGCCACCCUGGAGGAAGGUGCCAGUAGAAACCAGUUUCCAGAAAGCUCAGAAGUGCAGCUUGGCUGUUCAAUCAUGGGAAGCAUCGAUGGGAAAUUUGACCAUGGAUAUUUGGUUUCUGUGAACUUGGGUUCUGACGAGCUGAAAGGUGUCUUGUAUCAUGCUCCUACAUAUGUUUCUCAGAGUUUUUCGGACAUGCCCACUCGACGGAAUCGAAAGAGGUCCAGGUUGGCAUUACGUGAUCCCUCUCGGCCCAAGUCAAACAGGAGCGGGUACAAUUUCUUCUUCGCUGAGCAUUAUGCCAGAUUAAAGCCUUUGUACUAUGGACAAGAGAGAGCCAUCAGCAAGAAAAUUGGGUUUCUAUGGAACAAUCUCACAGAGGCUGAGAAACAGGUAUAUCAGGAAAAAGGGAUGCAGGACAAGGAGAGAUACAGGACCGAAAUGCUGGAAUAUAAAUCUUCCGGCAAUUUAACACAACAGUAGCCUCCAUCUUGUCGGUUAGAUAGGCUCCUGUUUCAUAGGCAUCAUUUUCCUCCCUUGCGUGCUCUUGUUGUUGUCGAAGUAGUAGUAGUUGUUGUAGUAGUAGCUACUCCCUCCGUUUAACCGCCUUUUUCCCGUUUCCAUUUUUCUUUACUAAGGUUACCCCUCAGUGUGCUCGUCCGGAAUAAUUGCGGAAGGGGUGAAAGGGGCAGCUCUGUAACAUAACUGUUGAAUUUACCUUCAUUUUGGAUUAGCAGAACUUUAUUACAGUAAUAAUCUUCAUAUUUCUUGACA
Prunus persica (peach) is the source of this 1432-nucleotide messenger RNA. Its product is annotated as high mobility group B protein 10. Gene Ontology annotation, molecular function: DNA binding. The coding region runs from base 155 to 1141 and encodes 328 amino acids. The record is from RefSeq and is a predicted model, not a curated record. The transcript is spliced from 6 exons. NCBI's taxonomy places the organism in Eukaryota, Viridiplantae, Streptophyta, Magnoliopsida, Rosales, Rosaceae.